UAAAUUAUUUAAACAUUUCAAGUUUCCGAAGUGAAAUUCAAAGUUAGAGAAGGAUUAUAUAGUUAGGAACAGGGUUUGGAAUUGAAAACAGAAGUAACGAGCAAGAAUACAUUGUUUUGAAGUUUAGUAUAUAAGCCAGCCUUCAGUAUGGGGAAAGGUGGAAGGAAGAAGAAUAAACAUUCGGAGAAAGAUAUUGGGGCAUCUGGUACCUCAUCUGAAAUUCAACCUUCUACUUCUCAAGCACCCAUUGCGGAAGUUCAAAAGUUGAAUAUAGCUGAUAAACCUGAGCCUAGCGAACCCAAAGAAGAAUGUUUUGGCUUAGGAAUAGAGGGAUCUAGUAAAAAACGUCCUCGUAAAAAGAAGAAAGAUGAUACCUCUCAUGGAGAUGAUCCAUCUGCCCAGCAAAUGACUGAACUCACUGCAGCUGGUCCUGCACAAGCCUUUCCCAAACUAUCUACUGGGUUAGGCCGUGGCAGAGGCUGGGCUCCUUCACAAAUGGUUCCACAGGCACAAGUUGUCCCAAUUCAACCUAUUCAGCCACAAGUACCAGUGCAACCUCAAGUACAACCUAUGUGUGGCUGGGGUGCACCACAAUCAACUGUUCAACAACACCAACAACCACCGCAACGGUAUUUCUCAGCAACAGAAACAUCACCACAAUUUGCCCAACCGCCAACAUUCUCACAACCACAAUCAUCUGGUGUAGGACGUAGUAGAGGAAGAGGAUAUGCUCCUGAUCGCAGUUCAGAUAAAACGAUAUCAUUUGGAAGCAAAUCCUUUGAAACUCCAAAUAGAUUAAAAAUACCAACAAAAUGUCCCGGCGGUAUUGUUACUAGACAAUCAAGACCACUCAAGUUAAUUACAAAUUACUUAGAGAUGAAAAUUAAGCCUCUUAAAAUAUAUCGCUACGACGUUUCGAUUAAGCCAGAGAAACCGAAAAAGUUAACACCAAAGGCUUUUAUGGCUGUAAAAAAAAUGAAAUUUCCAAAUCACGUAGUUGCAUUCGAUCAAAGAAAAAAUUGUUACUCAUUAACUCGUCUCUGGAACACAUCAGAAGAACGUAUGAACGUAAACGUGGAACUUCUUGAUGACAAUAAAGUAAAGAUGAAUUUCGAUGUGACAAUGAAGGCGACUGGAGUUGUGGAUAUCAACACAAUUUUACAGCACAUGAAGAAUGGCGAAAGUUCGUUGAAUCCACCAACAGAAGCCAUUCAAGCAAUCGAUGUAAUUUUACAGCAAGGAACUUUGGAAAAUUAUGUGAAAGUGGGAAGACAAUAUUUCAUGCGGCCGAAGAACCCGAUAGACUUGUUCUAUGGCAUGGAGAUGUGGACCGGGCUAUUUCAGUCUGCAAUAUUUACUUCCCGUGCCUUCAUUAAUAUUGAUGUUGCACACAAAGCUUUUCCAAGAUAUCAAUCUUUAAUUGAAGCUUUAAUUAAAGAUUUUCGCUUGGAUCCAAAAAAACCAUUGAAUCAACAAAGGGGUGUUGAUUAUUUUGAACAAUUUAUUAAGGGACUGAGGGUUGUAGCGAGGAUCGGAGGUGGAGAAAAAAUCCGAGAAUACAUAUGCAAUGGACUAGUUGAUCCAGCGAACCGGCUCACCUUCCCUCUCAACGAUCCCGCAGAGCAAGGGAAGACAGUUACUGUUGAGAAAUAUUUUGAAAUUGAUAAGAAAUACAGAUUACGCUAUCCUUACCUGAAUUGUAUGUGGGUGGGACCGAAGGAUAAAAAUAUUUAUUAUCCUAUGGAGUUAUUACAUAUCUCUUUCGGCCAGCCAAUAAAUAAACAGCUCAACGAAAAACAGCUCCAAACGAUGGUUCGUGAAGCAGCAACUCCGCCCAACGAGCGCAUGAAUAAAAUUAAAGAAGUAACUCGUAACAUGAAUUACUCGGCGAAUGCCAGCUUCAAGCACUUCCAAUUAGAAGUUUCGGACAAAUUCUUCCAAGUAGACGCUAAGGUAUUGCAAGCGCCCAAAUUGGAUAUCGGAGUUGGUAAACCUGUUGAUCCAAGAAAAGGCGUAUGGCAAGCCAAUCGCUUCUUGAAGGCAAGUGCGCUUGAAACAUGGGGCUUAAUUACUAUCGAAGCAGACCCUACCACAUGCCAGUGCCAAAGCUUCAUAGAUAUGAUAAAGCGAGUCGGUGUUCAAAUGGGUAUGUCCGUGCGAGAUCCCCUGAUGACUAAUUUCAACGUUAGAAUGAACGAGAUCCAUAAGAUAUUAUUAACAGCGUAUGAAAAGAGAAUAAAUAUCUUAUUCGUUAUCGUCCCGGUGAGGUUUAGAGAUGCCUACGAAAAGGUGAAACGUAUGGCGGAACUUGAAGUGGGCAUCUUGACACAAUGUAUCAAAGAUAUGACAGCCUCACGUCGUAUGAGCGAGCAGACAGUGCGCAAUAUAUUGUUAAAGGUAAAUUCUAAGCUCAUGGGAAUCAAUCAAUGCUUAGAAGCCCGCUCUGUCCCCGAGUGCAUCAAGAAGGGAGGAGUCAUGAUGGUCGGCGCUGAUGUAACACAUCCUCCCCCAGAUCAGAAAACAAUCCCAAGCAUUGCUGCGGUUAGCGCUUCGAUUGAUCCCAAAUGUUUCUUAUACAAUAUUGAACUAAGCAUGCAGACGCCAAAGGAAGAAAUUAUUGUGGACUUCGAAGAUAUGAUGUUUGAUCAUUUGCAAAAUUACAGACAGCGACAGAACAUGCUACCACGCAAGAUAUUUGUGUUUCGUGAUGGAGUCUCUGAAGGACAAUUUGCUCAAGUGAUGCAAAGUGAGCUGGUGGCUAUACAGAAAGCUUAUCAGCGAUUGGAUCAACAGGUGAAGCCGGAAAUAUUAUUCUUACUUGUACAAAAGAGACAUCACACGCGGUUCUUCUUGGGAGAGAGUAAUCCACAAAAUGUAGAGCCCGGUACUGUGGUUGACAGUGAAAUUGUACACCCGCGCGAGUUGGACUUUUAUUUGGUAUCGCACCAAGCUCUGAAGGGCACGGCGCGGCCGACGCGCUACCACGUGAUCUGCAACGACGGCAACAUCCCGUCGGACGAGGUGGAGCAGCUGGCGUACUACCUGUGCCACCUGUACGCGCGCUGCUCGCGCUCCGUGUCGUACCCGGCGCCCACGUACUACGCGCACCUGGCGUGUCUGCGCGCGCGCACGCUCACCAGCGGGGAUCGUAUCAACAACGCUGAGUUAGAAAAGAAGCCUAAGCGACUUCGCGUGCUGGAUAGGAUGUUGCAGCACAGCCGUAUGUUCUUCGUUUAAUUCCCACGUUCCGAGAGUAGCUCUUCGAGGGGAUCAUGUAUUAGAUUGCAUAAAAUGUAACUUCGUAAUUAUAACGACGUAGUUUUAUAAAGUUCUUUACGAUAUUGUAAAAUGUUAUGUGACGAUAUACAUAUAUAUGUGAGCCCUUUUUAUUUUGUUGGUGUGAAAAUAUUUAAUUUGUAUAGUGCUAAAUUUUUCAAUUCGUUU
Vanessa tameamea is the source of this 3444-nucleotide messenger RNA. It is a transcript of the gene Ago2, whose product is annotated as protein argonaute-2-like. Gene Ontology annotation, molecular function: RNA endonuclease activity; protein binding; miRNA binding. The record is from RefSeq and is a predicted model, not a curated record. The transcript has 22 exons. Gene Ontology annotation, biological process: regulatory ncRNA-mediated post-transcriptional gene silencing. The coding region runs from base 148 to 3237 and encodes 1029 amino acids. Lineage: Eukaryota; Metazoa; Arthropoda; Insecta; Lepidoptera; Nymphalidae.